GCGCCGCAUGGAGAAACGUGGGAUUAGCGUGCAACAGACGAGUGUACCACGUGAAGCUGUGUGAACAUGGCGUCGGUUCAGGACCCAGAAAUCCAAUUCGCACAGAAACUAGCCUCCAACGAGAAGCCGGUCCGGACCAAGGCCAUAAAGAAACUGAGGAAAUACAUCAAUGUUAGGUCACAGAAAGAGACAGAUGGAUUCACUGAUGAUGAACUGCUCAAGCUAUGGAAGGGUCUUUUCUACUGCCUGUGGAUGCAGGACAAACCCCUGCUCCAGGAGGACCUAUCAAACCAGAUCUCCAACCUGAUCCACAGUUUCCAUCAUAUAGAUGGUCAGUUUUUAUACCUUGAGAGCUUCCUGCAGACUUUCAAAAGAGAGUGGACUGGUAUUGAUAGGUUGCGGAUGGACAAGUUCUUCCAGCUGGUUCGCUUAAUGUUCAAACAAACUUUUGAGAUGCUGAAGAGGAAAAACUGGGAGAGCAGUGUGGUAGCCAGAUUUCUUGAGUUGCUGACAGCACAGCUCCUGCGGGGUGGCAGUGCAGCGCCCAGCGGGUUGCAGUUCCACAUCCUGGAUCUAUACAUGACUGAACUGGCAGCUGUGGGUUCAUCAGAGCUCACUGCUAAUCAGAACUUGAUGUUCAUUGAGCCGUUCUGCAAAACAGCUGCCAAAACCAAAGAUCGGACUCUUUUCAGAGCAAUCUGCAAUAGCAUCUUCAGCUCUAUUAUUGACCAGGCUCCCUUCGCCAUUGAAGAAUUGAUGCAGGAGGUGAACGCAGCUGAGGAUUCUGACUCGGGACAGGCUUCUGAAGGGGAUGAAAAAGACCAAAUAAAAGGAAAAAUGAGCAAACCACUCAAGAAAUCGACAAGGAUGAAAAUCAACGGCAGUAAAUCAAAUCAAGAGGAGGAUGAUGAGCUUCUUUACUCAGAAGACUCAGACACAGAGCUGUCAUGUGAUGGGGACAUCGGACCAGUUCUACAGUUUGACUAUACGGCGCUGGCAGAAAAGCUGUUCGAGUUAGCCAGCCGGAGCAGCACACCGAGCCAGAACAGACAGAGACUCUACAAAAUCAUAAAAGUACUGCAGGACCUCGGUGAAGGCAUCUUUCCUCAGGAUGUGUAUCCAGAAGAGGUCUCUACUGAUGAGGAUGAUGAAAUGUUUGGCAGCAGGAAGAGGAUGAAGAGAGGAUGUCGUCCUACGGAUGAGGAUCAGAAGGGGACCCCAGCAGCUAAGAAAAGUAAAGGCAACUCGGGGAAGAAAAAGGAGGCAUCCACACUAGGCAAGCAAAGCAAGGACUUGGCAAAACAUGACAGUGAAAGAGUAGACCAAACCAAUAAUGAUGACGGGAAAAAGAAAAAAAGGAAGAAGAAGAAAGCGGAACAGGAAGGAAGUGUUGAAAGUGAGGAAAAUACAGAACGGUCAAAACAGGGACAGACCAUGGCUCAAUCUCAAACUCCAAUUAAAGAGAUUGAAGAAGCUGAAGGAAUUCCACGGUGCGCACAAGCAGAAGAUUUCGAAAAGGGAGCUGAGGUGAAAAUCCAUAUCUUGACUGCAUUAGUCACAGAGGCAACUUCUGUACAGGAUCAAUCAGAAACUCUGCUCCUCUCUGAUGUAAACAAACAGCCCUCCAUUACAGUUACAGAAGAGGCGGCACAACCACGGUCCUGCACUAACGACAAGGACCAAUCUGAAAGCUUUUCAAAGAAGAAGAAAAGAGACACUUCUGAGCCCAAACCUGGGAUAGUGGCAGUCGAAGAUCAAGAGACCUUUGCCACAACAGAGCCAGAAAUGUCCUCUCAAGCAGAUGCUUCCGUCUCAGGGAAGAGGAAUAAAAAGAAGAGUCUAAAAGCUGAGGAGCAAACAGAUGGGACUCUGUUACAGGUCAGUGCAGAGACGGAGAUCACAUCGGUAUGUUGUGAGACAUCAGGAGAAGAAACUGUGACAAAAAUGACAACACUGCAGACUGAUGCUGGAUUCCCUACCAAGAAGAGGAAGGGCAUGAAGGCUGAAUUCAAACCUGAGGGUGAAUCACAGAUUCACAAUGGGAACUCAGAAGCCAAAACCAAAUUCAAAGAGCCAAGGGAUGCUACAACUGCUGCAAAGAGUAAGAAAAAGAUCCUCAAGGUUGAUGCACAGGUUGAGGUAGAGGACAAACCUCCACUUGCAUCCGAAGCUACUCAACAUACCACUUCAGUGCCAAUUGAAAGAAAGAAAAAGGGCAAGCAGAAAAUUGAACAGAAACUGCUCACCCCAUUAGCAAAAAAGAAAGACACGCCUAAGAUGAAGACAAUGCAGCUCAAAGAUGAAACCCAACUGCAGAUGGUUGGUAGUCUGGAUUCAGAGAUUCCCCUGGAAGAAACUGAAGCUAUUUUCUCCAAAAGGAAACUGACCAAAAAGAAGAGGAAGAUCCCUGUGGUGUCUGAGUUUGAGACUGAUCAGCUGGUCGCGACUGCACAGGAGGUUGCAAUGAUCAAUGCAGAAGAGGAAACUUGUGCCAAGAAGAAAAAACUUGGAAAUGAUGUUAAAAAGCCAUCCACACAUCUGAGCUUUAAAACCUCACAAAAGAAAUUGGUGACUGCUGCAGGGUUGGCGUCUGACUUCAUUACCUUUCAGAGCAACACUGUAGCCCCUACACCGCUCUUCUGCAAGUCAAAGGGAAACGUCAGCAACCAACUGUACAGCAAAAAGAAGAGUCAAACUCCCGAAUCCAAGAAGGUGACAUUUGGUCUCAAGAAUAAUAAAACGGCUGAGUUUAGAAAGAACGAUCGCAGCCUGCUGGUGAGUCCAGACGGGUCCUCACGAGUGCCCUUUGACCCAAAGCAGAAACCCAAGUUUGGGGUCCUAAAGUCUCCGCCCACACCAGGCUCAACCAACCUGAAAACAACCCCCAAGGUCAACAGGAAGAAGAGUUUGAAAAGUCUAAUAACCACACCUAAACGACGGCCUACGGCAGCAGACUUCUUCUAAAUUCACACACUGACACCCUGUAAAGAUGUAAUGCUCAAAACGUUUUAAGACUAGACUGACUGAACCAAUCAGAUUUGAAUCUAGAGAAGUAUUUUUUUUGUUUAGUGUUUAAUUUUGCCGUUUUGGGUGACUUGAUGUUUAAAUAAAGUUGCUCAUUCCAGCUUCCAGCUCAAUUUAAUCAAAUGUUCAGCUUUUUUGUGGUGGCAGUGCGAUAUCUCUGUCUCUGUGAAUGUACUACAUUCUAGUUAGUCAAAAAUUCUUGACCUGAAGACAAUCUGUAAAUGAGUGUACUAGUAUGUGCAUAUCACAACUCAAACAAUACCCUGCUAGCUGGUGUACAGGGUAAUAAACAGGGCUUUACUUAUUCUGACUUUUAAUCAACACCAAAUUCUUUAAACAGUAUUAGGGGACUGAAAUACAUGUUUCGAUGUUAAAUGAGAAAAUUAUAGAUCAUUUUUAACUGCUAGAAUAUUUUCUACUAAUUUUCAUUUUAUAACAAAUGAUAGAAAUAAAUACUACAUUCAUAUUUGGUGUUUUUUUCCGUUUGAUAUCGUUUUGGGGAAGUCAGAAACUGAAACACAAUUAUAAUUACAGUAAUACAAAAAAAAUGAUAUGAUCCAUAAUGGGGAUAAGAUGAUGUAGUUGGUAUUCUGUUUCUAUUGUAUUGUAAUUCAGCACAGUUUUUUAUUCAUAUUCCACACAUUCUCUAUUGACUACAUGUGUUAACAGAAAUGAUCAGUAUGUUACAGUAACUACCUAUUUGAAGUACAAAAUGGACUUGUUUUGGAGAACAUCCAUUCCAUCGCUGGACUUGUCUGUAUUGGUUACUCUUUGAUGGCUCAGCAAAUGAUACACUUACAAUGAAGAUAGUGCUUUUGCUAACCGGCACCACACCUGAAGAAACAUGCACAGACAACCAAAGAUGGUUGAGGGCUUUGUGGCGUGAUAUAACUAGGAAAAUGGAAAAGGAGAGGUUGAAGCAAACGUGCACAGGGUAUCGAGUAUUUAUAGAAAUUCAACAAGCUAAAGUAGAAUGCAAUGGGAUUAUGAAGACAUGGUUAUUGAAGUUAAAUUUACUAAGCCUUUGUAACUUGCCGAUUACAAUAUAUAUCCAGCAAUUUAGUGGUUAAAUAAAUAAAACAAUGAUU
Messenger RNA from Limanda limanda (common dab), 4112 nucleotides. RefSeq names its product ribosomal RNA processing protein 1 homolog A-like. The transcript has 16 exons. Gene Ontology annotation, cellular component: nucleus; preribosome, small subunit precursor; preribosome, large subunit precursor. Lineage: Eukaryota; Metazoa; Chordata; Actinopteri; Pleuronectiformes; Pleuronectidae. The record is from RefSeq and is a predicted model, not a curated record. Gene Ontology annotation, biological process: rRNA processing. The coding region runs from base 67 to 2964 and encodes 965 amino acids.